This is a messenger RNA of Benincasa hispida (wax gourd), 1543 nucleotides long. It is a transcript of the gene IBR5, whose product is annotated as indole-3-butyric acid response 5. The record is from RefSeq and is a predicted model, not a curated record. Lineage: Eukaryota; Viridiplantae; Streptophyta; Magnoliopsida; Cucurbitales; Cucurbitaceae. Gene Ontology annotation, cellular component: nucleus. Gene Ontology annotation, molecular function: MAP kinase phosphatase activity. Gene Ontology annotation, biological process: negative regulation of MAP kinase activity; protein dephosphorylation; abscisic acid-activated signaling pathway.
CCAACCCAACGCAUCUGGGGAAUCUUGAAGAAAACCCUGCGUUUUGUGAUGUCAUCCGUCUGUAUCUGGCGAUUCAAUAUAUAGUAGCUGUUGAUCCCUUUGCGUUUUCGUUGUCAGAAGCAGAACUCACCACACCCAAAUUCAAAAACUCUUCCUCACGCAAUCAAUCUAAUUCAAAGAAGCUUCGUGGUAACGCCUUUCUGUAUCUGCUGCCUGCAGAAGUGCUUUUUGUUUGUUUUUCCCCUCUCAUAACAACCCAUCUUUUGAAACCCCUAAUUUUGUCUCUAUCUAGGUGGGAAUUCAUAUGGAUUUUGGCUUAAUUCCCCUUCUUGUUUAGUCCGAUUCUGAUUCUAUUCUAAUUUGGGGGCUUUUUGUUUCAUCGUCCGUGGUGCUUUCUUGGUGAUUUAGAAAGUUUUUCUCAUCUGGGUCACAGCUCAAUCGCGGUUUUAGGCUAUGAGGAAGAGGGAAAGAGAGAACCCUUGUGGGGUUUGUGGCCAUUACCACAAAUAUGAAGAAGGGGAAGUUUGUGGGAUUUGUGGUCAUCGGGUUCCAGCUACAUCGGAGAAAACUUCGUUGCAAGUUAGUGCGUUUCCUUCUGAGAUCUUGCCGGAGUUUCUUUAUUUGGGAAGUUAUGAUAACGCUUCACGCUCUGAACUUUUGAAGACUCAAGGAAUCUCCCGCGUUCUUAACACUGUGCCUGCUUGUCAAAAUCUCUACAAGAACUCCUUCACUUAUCACUGCCUCCAAUAUGAUAAGACUUUACCUUUCGAUGAUGCUGUUGAAUUUCUAGAGUUAUGUGAAAGAGACAAAGCUCGGGUUCUGGUGCACUGCAUGUCAGGAAAAAAUAGGUCUCCAGCUAUUGUUAUAGCAUUCUUGAUGAAAUGUAAAGGUUGGAGACUUGCUCAGAGUUAUCAGUGGGUGAAAGAGCGGAGACCAUCCGUAGACUUAACUGAAUCUAUCUAUCAGCAGCUGCAAGAGUAUGAGCAGAAGGUUUUUGGAUUAUCUGAAAACGCCCUCCCAACCCUGCCAAUCUUCCCUCCUGUUGGUCCGCCUUCUUUUAGCUUUGGCUUCCCAAAGACUGGCGACCCAGUUCCUACAACUCCAUUCAACAGCAUUGGUGCAACAUCGAUCUUUUCCCGCCUGCCCAUAGACGUACCUUCCCACGAGUUUACAUUCGGUGCUGGCCAAACUCAAAACAGUUUCUCCGCUAGUCCUUUUGGUGCUAAUCCACGGAACUCAACCAGCAACAACAUCCAAAUGGACAAUGCUUAAAAACUCUCAAGUCAGCCAUCUUAAUAGUUUCUUCAAGAUCCAUCCAUAGUUUUUUUUUUCUUUCAACUGCAAACAAGUUUGUCAGUUGUGAUGAGUCUUGCUGAAUUUGAGGGGUGAAGAAAGUGGCAAACUUUGGGUUUGUAUGAUUAAUGGGUGUGGUUUUACAUUACUCUUUGGGUUUGUACCUCAAAUGCAGUGAGAUAUUGUUGACUCAUCACUAAUCUUAUACAAUGUCAUAAAUAUCAGCAGCCCUCUCUACUCUUUCUCUCUC